UACUUUUUUGAAGAAAAUGCAAAAUAUCUAAUACUAAAUAAAAAAAUAUUUUUAAUAUAAAAAACUGUCGGUUAUUAGCAAAUUUAAUGGCAAUCUACAGCAAUGGAGAUGAGAAACCAUUAGGAUGUGGUUUGGGCUCAUGGCGUCCAAAAUGUUUGCAAAAGUGGGCCAACACACGAGUGUUUAUAUUUUUUUACAGUGCAGUGGCUCUCGUGAACGGAACACCCUAUGUCUAUAUGAUGGCCUCUCUGACCACAUUUGAACGCCGAUAUGCCUUUAACAGUGUCGUAACUGGUAUCAUACUCAUAGCCGCUGAUGUGGCCGCACUUAUAUUCCGGCCGAUUAUUGGCUAUUUCGCGCACCGUAUGCAUCGGCCGCGUGUGCUUGGAUUGGGACAACUGAUAUCGGCAAUGGGAUGCUUUUUGGCUACCUUACCAUAUUGGCUAUACGGUCCUGGAGUACACCUGUUGGGCGCUUCAUUUGACAAUUCUACCGGUGCUAAUAAAACUGGAGAGUUUUGUUUAUUAAAUAGUUUACUAGAAAAUACAUGCGAUAAUAGCAAACAAACCAAUGCCUCUUUAAUACCGGUCAUAUGUCUUUGGUUCGCCACUUUCCUCAUAGGUCUGAGCUCUGCUUUUUAUUGGACAUUAGGCAUACCAUUUGUUGACGAUAUUGUCAAGAAAAAAAACUCACCAAUCGCUAUGAGCUUUCUUACAUGUUUUCGUUUGUUUGGUCCCACCAUUUCAUUCAUGUUAUCAUCAUUUGUAUUGCGUUAUUACGAAAAUCCAUUGAUCGACUCCGGUAUUAAGGAUUUAAAGGAUCCCCGAUGGGUGGGUGCCUGGUGGAUUGGCUUUCUAGUGUUGGGCACUGCCCUAAUCAUUACAAGUUUUCCGUUGCUUUUAUUUCCAGCUGAUCUUAAACCACAAAAUCAAAUCAAUAAUUUUUUGAAUAAAAAUAAUCAAACAUUACUACAAAAUAGUAAUGCUAUUAAAGAGAAAGUCAAUCAAUUGGGUGUUGUCAAACGGGUUACAAAUUUAAUGACAAAUCCUAUAUACCUGUGCUAUGUAUUGGGUUCAUGUGCCCGACUAUUUGGUGUACUCGGUUACGUAWCAUUCAAAUCAAAAUAUAUUGAAUCUCAAUAUAAAAAAUCAGCAUCCACUGCCAAUUUUAUAUCAGGUAUAGUUGGUAUACUACCGCAAGCUGUAGGUAUACUAUUUGGUGGUGUAAUAUUAACAUGCCUACAGCCCGGUCCACGUGUAUUGACAAUGUUUGUCCUGAUUGUCGAGAUAUUGGGCUCAGUUGGGUUUUUUUCGGGUCUUUUUCUGGGAUGUCCGACAUCACAGUUUGCAUCACUACCCAUAAACAUUUUGGGAAUGGAUGUUCAAUCACAGUGCAACUCCAACUGUGGCUGUUCAGAGCAACUGUUUCAUCCUAUCUGUGGUCCCGAUAAUAUUACCAAUUAUUAUUCCCCGUGCUAUGCCGGGUGCGCACCCGAAUCACUAAUCAAAUCCGAUACGGGACCUAAUCAAUACUCAAUGUGCAGUUGUCUGGAGGGCGGAACAGCUACUGAGGGCUAUUGUGACACAAAAUGUGGCAAUAAUUUUGAAAUUUUUGUCACUCUUACGAGCAUUAGUGGACUAAUUGGACAGUUAGCCAGAACAGGAAAUUCUAUCAUAUCAUUCAGAAUCGUUGAAAGUUAUGAUAAAAGUCUUGCUAUUGGUAUUAGCGGUGCUUUAUAUAGUUUGUUAGCAUUCAUACCGAAUCUACUAAUAUACGGUGCUGUGACUAACAGUGCGUGUAUGAUAUGGGAGCAAAAAUGCGGUAAAACCGGUAAUUGUCUGGUCUAUGAUUCCGAUAAAUUUCGUAACCGAUUGCUGGGCCUAACGCUAAUAUUCAUAGUAAUCGGCUCUGUGUUUGACAUAUUGGUUGUCAUAUUGUCGUCGAAGAUCAAGAAUCUCUACGAUGACAACAAUGAUGAAGAUUGUGACAAAACAAAAGAAAAAUAA
Messenger RNA from Oppia nitens, 2006 nucleotides. Its product is annotated as solute carrier organic anion transporter family member 2A1-like. The transcript has 9 exons. Lineage: Eukaryota; Metazoa; Arthropoda; Arachnida; Sarcoptiformes; Oppiidae. Bases 87 to 2006 code for a protein of 639 amino acids. The record is from RefSeq and is a predicted model, not a curated record. Gene Ontology annotation, molecular function: protein binding. Gene Ontology annotation, biological process: sodium-independent organic anion transport; transmembrane transport. Gene Ontology annotation, cellular component: membrane.